GCGCGGCGCCGUUGUGCGUCGCGACGCUCAGUCUGCCGGCGUCGUUCGAGGACGUCGCGUACAUGUACCGGUGUCUCUUUUCUCAACGUAAAAGUUUUACCCAACGCAACGGAACGUUAAACAAAACCCACGUCAAUUGUGAUUCGCUCUUGUUGUACAAUGCAUACGUAUACACAUAUGUCGCAUGUAACCAGAUAUAGCACAAGCGUACACGCGUACGAAUGAGACACGGUGAUAAACGAGGAGGAUGAAAUUAUCCCAACGCUAACCUUCCUCUCAUUUGUGUUAAUAUGAAAUUUAAUUAUUUUUGUGGUUUUACCGUGCUUUGUACGUACGAUGAUGAUUACAUGAUGUCGCAAAACACGGUGCUUAAACUUAUAUGUUUACGUUCGUUCAGCGUCAAUAUUAUUCGUUUGAAAAAUUCAAAUUGACUUUGGGAUAAAAAAUGUUACGUCUUUACGUGAUAACAGUAAUGAUAAACAAAAAUAAUGACGACGAUAAAAAUUCCUGUUUCUUGACGGAUAUUGGAGAAAUGAGAUUAACUUCCGACGAAAAAUAUUUCACUCACACUUUCGUUGAUUACUUUUAUCGGAGCUUUUAAAAUUCCCCUUUCAAUUCUCUCGCUUCGCAAUAAUGUUGUCGGAGAAGCGGACUUGUACCUUGAGUAUAAGCACCGAGCAUUCAAAAUUGCAUCAAUUGUAAUUCGAAGUACGAAAGCUUCGAGCGUGAAGAUGAUAGAGUGAAAAUGAGCAAACAGUUUGCAUUGUUGUUUCCAAAUUUAACGUCACGUAUUUUCGAUUAAACAAUAUUUUUUCACGAAAAAAUAAAGGUUCUGAUGUGAAAUUUUUUUUUCAAAAUCUCUCGAAAGACGUGAAAACUAAAGAGAAAUUUCAGUGAUCACUGCGUAUCUCUAAACAUAUUCGAACGAGGACGUUUGAAAAGCGAAUAAAUUACGUACGAAUUCAUCUCCGCGUUCUAUUUUCCUUGCUUCGUCAAUUUAAAUUCCUCUCGAAAUAAAAAAGGAAAAUAAAAAGUAUGUAUACAGUUAUCGAUAAGAAUCUGUUUCGUUUUACGGACUAAGAAUUUUGCCAUUAUUCGUAGCUUUCGACACUGUCAUAAUUUUCGACAAGUCGAGGGCGAUCUUUCGCUCAAGUGUCGUCAGACGUGUUAUUGAAGUGUCCAAAAUCUUGGCAAGCGUAUACGAAAUUUUAUUAAUACUCCAAAAUACGACCGCUGUAAGAGAACUGCGCUAUUUAAUACUUGUGACAUUAAAGUGCAGAGAGCGUGGAUCGUCUCGAAGUUGAUCUAUCGCGUAAAAUAACUAAAAUAAAAAAAGAAAACUCAUCCUCGUUUGGAUACACUAAAUAAUCCAAAUUGAGAGCACUGAAAUCGACGCAAUUUAUCUCAGCGGGCACGGAAGCAAACUAACCGCAGAUGCCUCAACGAAAAUUAACUACUGCUGCUGAACGCUCAUCAUCAACUCUAGAAAUAACCAUUAAACAAACGCGUUGUAUUAUAGAUGAACAGAGAGAGAGAGAGAAGUAGAGCACUGCAAGCGCACCCGGAAAUUUGAAAAUACUAAAACACGCACUCCGACUUCCGAUCUGGCAGUUGUUGGCGUUACGUUGAGACAAACAGUGCGGCUUAAUGUAAUCGACGAUUGUAUGUUAUAAGCGGUUCAGUGUACCUGGCUUGUACAGUGUCCGGUAAUUUACUCUCUGUUAUCGCUUCGGGUACAUAUAACGUCUUUCAGACAUGAAAAUAAUUUAUCCAUCUGUGUUACAUAUAUAUAUGUCUUUUCUUUUUCUGGCUACUGUAUUUGUUGCCUUACGUCCGUCAAACAUUGUUUUGUUGAUGUUUUGGCUACGUUUCGUAUAAUACCAGUCGAAAGCUAGAGUGCAGACAUUGGAAAAGCACAAGAUCAAAUUUCUUUCACGUACUAUUUGAAUAACGUGUACCACACCAUCAAUUUGCAGGUAGUCAAUGACCAAUUCAAUAAUACGACUUCCAACGUUCAUUGAUUCAGUUCCUUUCCAUGUUCUUGAAAAAGUGCAACGGCAAUUGAAGCAAAAAAAAAAAAACACUCAGAGCAGUAUCUUGGACUGUAAAAGGUGGCGCUCCGCCUUUGAGGGAUACUGAGAUGUACAGUUGAUGAAUAUCAGGCGAGGAAUGGAAUUGGCGAGCAAGUGUCCAGACCUGGAAAGAAACAGAUUGUCAAGUAGCCUGGACAUAGAAAGCCUGAACGAGUUUGGAUUCGACUUGGUGAACACAGGUGUGGUACCGACGAGUUCGACGCCAUCGGCAACAGAGGCGGACGUAGCCAGCGUGUCGAGUCAUCAAGUGCACUUGAACGUCCCAUUCACGGUGAUUAAGGGCGUGAUCAUGGUGAGUAUAAUGACUACCGCGGUUCUGGGCAACGCUCUCGUGAUAGCCAGUGUACGAAGGCACCGGAAACUCCGGGUACCGACCAACUGCUACGUGGUGAGCUUGGCGGCCGCCGACCUCCUCGUAGCCAUGUGCGCCAUGACCUUCAACGCCUCGGUCGAGCUUUCGGGGCGUUGGGUGUUCGGCAGGUUCAUGUGCGACGUCUGGAGCUCCCUCGACGUCUACUUUUCGAGCGCUUCCAUCCUCCACCUCUGCUGCAUAAGCGUGGAUAGGUAUUACGCCAUCGUACGACCCCUUGAAUACCCCAUAAUAAUGCGGCGGGCCACCGUAACUCUGAUGCUUGGAAGCGCCUGGCUUCUUCCCGCCCUCAUCAGCUUCAUACCCAUAUUCCUUGGAUGGUACACUACCCAGGAUCAUCUGGACUUUCUCACGAGCCAUCCGGAGGUGUGCGGAUUCGUGGUGAACCGAGCUUACGCGGUGAUCAGUUCCUCGGUAUCAUUCUGGAUUCCGGGUAUAGUGAUGAUCGUCAUGUAUUGCAAGAUAUACAAGGAGGCGAUAAGGCAGAGGAAGGCCCUCAGCCGAGCUUCGAGCAACACUGUCCUGAACAGUGUUCAUCUCCACCGAGUUUCCACCUCGCGUCACCACUCAAGGGCCUCUCAUCAGCUUUUGCUCCAUCCCAGCGACGCCAGUGAUUCCCGACGUCCUUCGUACAGAACCGCCACCGAGCUCAAUGCCGAAAACGGAACUACGAUACGACAGCAGACCAAAAGCUGGAGAGCCGAACACAAGGCUGCCAGAACACUCGGCAUCAUCAUGGGUGCCUUUCUCCUCUGUUGGCUGCCAUUUUUUCUAUGGUACCUGACGACGUCGCUGUGCGGAGACGCGUGUUACUGUCCUGACGCCCUGGUCUCGGUUCUCUUCUGGAUCGGUUACUUCAACAGCGCCUUGAACCCCGUAAUAUACGCGUAUUUCAAUCGGGAUUUCCGCGAGGCGUUUAAGGACACGCUUAAAAGCGCGUUGCCUUGCUGCGCAAGCUGCUGGAAAACACCGUCGCAGUUUGUCUAGCGGGAAGUUCCCGGGUAUUCUGCAGCUCCGAUCAGAAAUCGUUGGGGAGCAGAUGAUCUCGGCUAAACUGCGCAGUCUUCCCGUAAACACCGAUUAAAUUCGAAAAACACGAUUUCACGUGGAAGAAUCGAAUCCGAAUCUCGCUGGCAACGAGUUUCUAUCGCUUCGUUAUUACAUACGUAAUAACAGUGACGUAUGAUUGUAAAAUUAAUUGCGGGUGUGAAAUUUCAAUGCGAUUACGCG
Molecule: messenger RNA, 3693 nt
Organism: Neodiprion fabricii
Lineage: Eukaryota; Metazoa; Arthropoda; Insecta; Hymenoptera; Diprionidae
Product: octopamine receptor beta-3R-like
Exons: 4
Coding region: 2152-3450 (432 amino acids)
Biological process (GO): adenylate cyclase-activating adrenergic receptor signaling pathway
Cellular component (GO): membrane
Molecular function (GO): octopamine receptor activity
Source: RefSeq, a predicted model, not a curated record